UUUCCCUUUUCCCCUUUUUUAUUCGAAUAAUACCACCAUGCAGUCCAUCAAAUGUGUCGUCGUUGGCGAUGGUGCCGUUGGUAAAACCUGUCUACUUAUUUCGUAUACCACGAAUGCUUUUCCUGGCGAAUAUAUCCCCACUGUCUUCGAUAAUUAUUCAGCCAACGUAAUGGUCGAUGGCAAGCCUAUCAACUUGGGCUUAUGGGAUACUGCUGGUCAAGAAGAUUAUGAUCGUCUUCGUCCACUGUCGUAUCCACAGACCGACGUGUUCCUCGCCUGCUUCUCGCUCGUGAGCCCUCCUUCGUUUGAAAAUAUUCGCACAAAGUGGUACCCUGAAAUCAGCCAUCAUGCGCCCAACACACCGAUCAUUCUUGUCGGCACGAAACUUGAUCUGCGUGAGGAUAAGCAGACCAUCGACCGUCUCCGUGAAAAGCGCAUGGCUCCCAUCAGCUACUCGCAGGCCGUUCAGAUGUCGAAGGAUAUUGGAGCAGCGAAAUAUUUGGAAUGCUCGGCACUCACGCAAAAGGGACUCAAGAACGUGUUUGACGAAGGCAUCCGCGCCGUGCUGUCUCCACCGGCCCGACCAAAGAAGAAGAAAGGCUGCUUGAUCUUGUAGACAUUUCUUUUGCGCUUACACUCUACUAGUAAUCCUCCCACCCCCACCCCCUUCUUGAUCUUCUUCCUUUAGUCUUUUUUUUUUUUAAAAAAAAGAAAAAUUCCUCCCUAAGACAACAGCAAAAAAUAAGAAAAAAAAAGCACAAUUCACUCGCAAGCAAUCUAGCCACUAAUACCUCUUUACUGUCUUCUCUGUCUCUCUUCCUCUCUAUAUUUCACUGUCACACACACACACACACGAACACACGCUCUCUCUCUUUCUCUCCAACUCACUUAUAGUACUCUUCUUCCUUUCUUUCUCUCUCUCUCUCUCUCUCUCUCUACUUCUUCAUUUCUAUCGCUUUUU
Molecule: messenger RNA, 961 nt
Organism: Zychaea mexicana
Lineage: Eukaryota; Fungi; Mucoromycota; Mucoromycetes; Mucorales; Lichtheimiaceae
Product: rac protein
Exons: 4
Coding region: 38-616 (192 amino acids)
Biological process (GO): actin filament organization; small GTPase-mediated signal transduction; regulation of cell shape
Cellular component (GO): cell cortex; cytoplasmic vesicle; plasma membrane
Molecular function (GO): GTP binding; protein kinase binding; GTPase activity
Source: RefSeq, a predicted model, not a curated record